UUAAUUAUAGUAAUUAAAACAGUUAAAAGUCGACUCUCCAAACACAGUUCCUUCAAACCCCAUGGAGUCCAUGUCUUUUCACAAGUUUUCUGGGAAUUAUUUGGUGUUGAGGCCAACCGAAGUGAGCGUUUUCGAUCUGUUUCGCAUCCUGUGGAGCCAUGACCUUGAAGAGAAAGCCAUAGUUCAGUGCCCACCGGAGAGAUUACAGGAAAAUAUCCGUCGAAAAUGGCUUAUUUUCAUGUCUCUAUCGUCCCAAAAGCUCCUUCUCCUUGCUGCAGAGCCAAUGAGAUGGAUUGGAGAAAAGCUGGAAAUGUGGGUGAACUUGGUCUCGCUGAACCGCAAUGUUUUCGUGCUUUUUCUCAAUCUUUUGCGAGGUAAGGUGAAAAUGCCGGAUCGAAGAUCGGAAGUUUUCAUGUCGUUCAUCGGAGGUCUAGAUACGCGAGUUGAAUUAGAUAAAGAUAUAAAACCUGGGGAUUGUAGAUACUUUGGAGCAAUGGCGGCUAAAUUAUCUUACGAGAACGAAGCAUUUGUUCGAAGAAUAAUUAGAGAUUAUUGGAAGAUGGACUUAAUCGGGUACUACAACUUCUGGAAUGAUUAUCAAAAGAAAAACAACACACAAGCAUUUAUGGUUUACGAUAAAACAACAGACAUGAUAAUCGUAGCAUUCAGAGGAACCGAACCCUUUAACGCCGAUGAUUGGAGUACUGAUUUAGACGUCUCCUGGUUCGAACUCGACGAGAUGGGCAAAAUCCACGGUGGAUUCGUGAAAGCACUAGGGUUAGUUAUGGAAAAAGGUUGGCCACCGUACGUCGACAACGACAACCGCCACGGCCACCUGCUCGCUUACUACACUCUACGCGAGAAGCUGAAAGAAAAGUUGAAUCCAGCGAAUAAGACGAGAUUCAAGGUGACCGGUCACAGUCUUGGUGGCGCUUUAUCGAUACUGUUCCCAGCUGUUUUGGCGUUGCACAAAGAACGGUUGCUGUUGGAGAGACUAGAAGGGGUUUAUACGUUCGGGCAGCCGAGGGUGGGUGACAAAAAAUUCAAAGAGUUCAUGGAAAUACAGUUGAGGAAUUAUGGGUUUAGGUAUUUGAGAUACGUUUAUUGCAAUGAUAUGAUCCCUAGAACUCCUACAGAUGACUUGGCUUUUUUGUAUAAGCACUUUGGGAACUGCAUUUACUUCAAUAGUUUCUAUAAAGGGAAGAUACUCGAGGAAGAACCGCACAAGAAUUACAUCUCUCUAUUUGCAUGGAUCCCCAGGCACCUGAAUGCGGCGUGCGAACUUGUAAGAGGGCGGAUUCUUCUGCCAUUGAUAAAGGGAGCUGAAUAUAAAGAAACGUGGUUGCUUAUGAUGCUUAGAUUAUGGGGACUUGCUUUCCCUGGUUUAUCUGCUCAUAAUACCCAAGAUUAUGUUAAUGCUACCCGGUUGAUUUCUCGUCGGAUUUAUCACCAACUUCAACAUCACCGGCAUCCUUGGAAAAUUAUCAACGGAAAGCAAGAAUAGCUCAUCUU
This is a messenger RNA of Hibiscus syriacus, 1512 nucleotides long. Its product is annotated as triacylglycerol lipase OBL1-like. The transcript has 5 exons. The coding region runs from base 62 to 1504 and encodes 480 amino acids. Gene Ontology annotation, molecular function: triacylglycerol lipase activity. Gene Ontology annotation, biological process: lipid metabolic process. NCBI's taxonomy places the organism in Eukaryota, Viridiplantae, Streptophyta, Magnoliopsida, Malvales, Malvaceae. The record is from RefSeq and is a predicted model, not a curated record.